GCUGUCUGCCAACCACUAAGCCUGUCUAUUAUUUAAUCCAUUAAUAUGGCUGGAAAGCCCAUUUUGUAUUCUUACUAUCGAAGCUCCUGCUCUUGGCGAGUGAGGAUUGCAUUGGCAUUGAAAGGAAUCGAACAUGAAUAUUCAGCGGUGAAUCUGUUAAAAUCCGAGCAGCUUGGGGAGACGUAUCUGUCUGUGAAUCCAACAGGCCAGGUUCCAGCCUUGCAGAUUGACAGCAUGGUGCUCACCCAGUCAAAUGCAAUUAUUGAGUAUCUUGAUGAGACGAGGGAUGCUCCAUCGUUGCUUCCUAAAGACCCAAAGAAACGCUUCCUAGUUCGCGAGCUGUCACAAGUUAUUUCUUGUGGAAUCCAACCCGUUCAGAAUUUAAAAGUUCUGCGCUACAUAGGAGAUGAGAAGAAAGGGGAAUGGGGUCAUAGAGCGAUCAAAGAAGGCUUUGAAGCCCUUGAGAAGCUUUUAGAGCAGACUGCUGGCACGUACUGUGUCGAUGAUGAAAUUACUAUGGCUGAUCUUUGCUUAGUACCACAAGUGUAUAACGCCAACAGAUUUAAAGUGGACAUGUCCAAGUUCCCAGUGAUUUCCAGAAUCAAUGCUGCCUUGAUGGAACUGGACAGCUUCAAAGCCUCACACCCAAGCAAGCAGCCCGACUGCCCUGAAGAUCAGAGGCAGUGAAGGGGCAGCGUGAUUCGAGCUUUCAAGAGAGAGUGUCAUAUAUGCAUUGGUAAAAGGGUCAAUCAUGUUUUAAAAUAUUUUUGAAAGAAACUGCUUGAGGUCACUGAACACUUUUGGUAGUUGUCAAAGACCAGUAUU
Asterias rubens (European starfish) is the source of this 825-nucleotide messenger RNA. Its product is annotated as maleylacetoacetate isomerase-like. Bases 46 to 687 code for a protein of 213 amino acids. The record is from RefSeq and is a predicted model, not a curated record. NCBI's taxonomy places the organism in Eukaryota, Metazoa, Echinodermata, Asteroidea, Forcipulatida, Asteriidae. The transcript is spliced from 7 exons. Gene Ontology annotation, molecular function: glutathione transferase activity; maleylacetoacetate isomerase activity. Gene Ontology annotation, cellular component: cytoplasm; mitochondrion. Gene Ontology annotation, biological process: L-phenylalanine catabolic process; glutathione metabolic process.